Molecule: messenger RNA, 385 nt
Organism: Durotheca rogersii
Lineage: Eukaryota; Fungi; Ascomycota; Sordariomycetes; Xylariales; Xylariaceae
Exons: 1
Coding region: 97-315 (72 amino acids)
Source: RefSeq, a predicted model, not a curated record
AUCCGCAGGGACCACACACACACACAGAAUACACACAGAUACACCACACCCUCCCUCACCCACGCACAGUCGGCCUCCCAUCUGCACAUACAUGGCAUGGCGAUUCCCUAUGGUGGGCUAAGAAGAUUGAUGCGUCUUCUCACUCUCUCUCUCGCUGCCACUAUUUUCCCCUUUUCCUCAUCUUCAUUUUCCCGCAAUUCCUUUUUUAUUUAUUUAUAUAAUCCGCCUUCUCCUCUAGCCAUCCCCGUCUCUCGGCCUUUUCCUCUCUCCAGGGUCUCGCAUACGGGCCUCGAUAACCGGCCGGGGGGUGGUUGACCCGGCCUCUUGAUUCACUCUCACAUUCAUUGCACCCCAUUACUGAAUGCAACCUAUCUCACGUACAUGC